Molecule: messenger RNA, 2441 nt
Organism: Oncorhynchus kisutch (coho salmon)
Lineage: Eukaryota; Metazoa; Chordata; Actinopteri; Salmoniformes; Salmonidae
Product: dynein assembly factor 1, axonemal-like
Exons: 8
Coding region: 114-1637 (507 amino acids)
Biological process (GO): axoneme assembly
Cellular component (GO): axoneme
Molecular function (GO): dynein complex binding; protein binding
Source: RefSeq, a predicted model, not a curated record
CUGACAGGGAGUUUAUUACAAGUUAUUACAACUGGCUAAUACGUUAACAGAAACUGUUAACUAAACAAGUAAAUAGUGUAUAUAGAAGUAGUAAUCACUUAAAACUAUCGCCGAUGCAUCCUGAACCCCUCGAAUCCGGUGAGGUGGAAGAAGAAAGUGGUGAGGAGUCCAGUAUGACCCUGCAAGCUGGAGAUGUUGACAUCGCGUUCAGCAAUAUUUCUGCAACUUCCAGUAAACUAGAAGUCGACAAACUCAUACAAGCCCAACAACAAGAGGAAAAGGACUCUGGUCCAAGAAUGACAAAGACAUUUCUGAAGGACCACUGCAAGCAAAAUAAACUCUACAUGACACCUCGAUUGAAUGACACACUGUAUUUGCACUUCAAAGGCUUCUCCACCAUAGAGAAUCUGGAGGAGUACACAGGGCUGAAGUGUCUCUGGCUGGAGUGCAACGGACUGCAGCGCAUCCAGAAUUUGCAGGCCCAAACAGACCUACGCUGCCUCUUCCUCCACCAGAACCUCAUACACAAUCUGGAGAACUUAGAACCACUCAGCAAGCUCUGCACCCUCAAUGUCUGCAACAACUACAUACGCACCAUUGAAAACAUUGCCUGCCUGCCUGAUCUGGGCACCUUGCAGAUAGCCCAUAAUAAGCUGCAGACAGUGGGAGACGUGGAGCAUCUGAGUCAGUGCCUCUCCCUCAGUGCACUGGACAUGUCCCACAACCUGCUGGAUGACCCAGACAUCCUCACUGUGCUGGAGAGAAUGCCUGAACUGCGCGUGCUGAACCUGAUGGGAAAUGAAGUGAUAAAGAAAAUCCCAUACUACAGGAAGACUAUGAUCAUACAUCUCAAACAGCUCACAUACCUGGACGACCGACCUGUGUUCCCAAAGGACAGGGCGUGUGCGGAGGCGUGGGGGACAGCGGGUCCGGAGGGGGAGCGCAGGGAGAGGGAAUCAUGGCAAACACGAGAGAGAAGGAAGAUCCAGGACAGUCUGGACACCAUGGCAACCAUCAGAGACCAAGCCAUGGAGAAACUGCGACUCAGAGAGCUGCAAGAGAGAGGGGAGUAUGAGACCACUACAACUCCAGAACUUGAGAGCCCCAGUAAAAAGAACCAGAGGCAGAAUCAGAGCCCAGGCUGGGAGGAGAGGAUCCAGGCGUUUGUGGAGGACAGUCUGGAGGCCCAUGAAGAGUUCCUACAGACACAGAGAGAACAGACAGAAAAGGAAGAGCUAGGCAAUGAACAGCCACUGAAGAAGCAGCUAGACAGAGAACAACCAGAAUCCGGAGGGAGAUCGGCUAGAGAGAGAGCACCAAGAGGGAGAUCGGCUAGAGAGAGACCACCAAGAGGGAGAUCAGCUAGAGAGAGAGCACCAAGUGGGAGAUCAGCUAGAGAGAAAGCACCAAGUGGGAGAUCAGCUAGAGAGAAAGCACCAAGUGGGAGAUCAGCUAGAGAGAGCGCACCAAGAGGGAGAUCAGCCAGAUGGAGAGCACCAAGAGGGAGAUCAGCCAGAUGGAGAGCAAGCAACAGAAGAAAGCUUAAAGGAAGAACUGUUAGAGUUAAACCAGUCAAGGAGAGAACAACUACAAAGAAGGAGAGUGUAUUUAAUUUGGGUCAGCUGUGUUAUGUCUGAAUUGACCAUCUGUGUUUCCAGCGAGUAUUCCGGCCAAUGAUAGAGGUCGUUUCAGGAGACAACAACGAUGUAGAUCCAAUCAUACAUCAGAGUGGGACAGUGUGGACCACAGAGACCACAUCUACCUCAGGUCCAUGCUCAUCUUCACUGUUCAGGGUCUGUGACAAAAUGUCAAACAAAUCGCCCACCAAUCACCUAGUAGCAUUGGACCCAGAGGUGGGGGAUGCCCCAGAACCUCAGGGAGAACCCAGACAGAGGCAGAGCCCUGAAGCCAGCAAACCAGGUUGUCUCAUUGAGGAGCUGGACUAACCCUGCAGAAGGCUUUGAUAGCAUUAACAACACUAGGUUUAGGUGUUCAAUCUGGGAAAGCCUUGUUUUGCUGAAGACGGGUACAAUGUAAGCACAGAGAGAUGCUGUGGAGCUAUUUCGCAGCCAUGGGUUUACACCCAACACAUUUUCCACUCAAAACAAUGUUUUUUUUGUUCGUUUUUCCUAGCUGUUCUAUUACUGGUUAUACUUUAUAUUCUGUAUUCUCAGGCUCAGUGUUUUGAAUUAAGUGUUCAUGAACUGCAUUCAAAUCCAUUCCAAGAUAAUCCCAGGCAGAUUAUAGCCAGGGCUCAUAAAAUAAAACAUUAUAGUACAGUAUGGGGAAUUUGUCUCGGUGCUUGUUACACAAAUACUUUAAAUAUACCACUAGGUGGCACUUAAGUACCAAAUAUGCAAUACCCCCUUGCUCCUAAUUUUUUUACCUUUAUUUAAAUAGGCAAGUCAGUUAAGAACAAAUUCUUAUUUUCAAUGACAGCC